AUGGUUGAAGCACAUCACCACCGACCUACCCUCAAGCAGACGAAUAAAUCAUUUAAAUCCAAACAUGCCACCAAGAGUUCGAUAAGAGAUGCUGCGAAAGGUCGCGUCUCGCGACAAUCUCCCAAAACUAUCCAUGGGUCACCGAACGCUGCUCAGACCAGGCUGAACCGCAAAAAUCAUGCGAAACAGGUGCAGGCUCAUAAACGGUCCGCCAUCGUGUCUGCAACUCGCCUAUUCAACGGUGUAGACGGCGCACCCCGGAUUGUUGCUGUUGUACCAUUGUGCCCCGAUGUUUCGACGCAAGAAACCGUGAAAUCCAUGGCGGAGGCUCUUGAUCAGAACGCGGACGAUUGCCCGAUUGCGGAUGCAACCAAUAUAUUUUUCAGAGCAGAGCGUUUCCGUACAUCUCUCCAAUUCAUCACACUCCCAUAUAAAUCCUUCUACGCCACACUGGAUGCCUGCAAGGUCGCGGAUUACGUUGUAUUCGUUCUUUCCCCCACCGUCGAAGUAGAUACAUUCGGCGACACCCUACUACGCACACUCCAAGCCCAAGGCCUACCGGAUGUCAUAUCAGUUAUUCCCCCGACUUCCUCACCUUUGGUCGACACGAAAACGAAACCUGGAAUACUGAAGUCAUUACUGUCUUUCGUACAGUAUUUCGUACCUACACAGACCAGGAUAUUCGACCUGAGUAGUGGAAGCGACAGAGUCAAUGCGAUCAGAACGAUGGCGGAUGGCAAGCCUGCCGACGUGAGAUGGCGAGAGGGGAGAGCGUGGGUACUGGGAGAACACGUCGAGUGGGAAGACGAAGAUAACGGAACUCUCAAAUUCACCGGCGUCGUUCGCGGCACGAGCCUAUCGGCCAACCGCCUUGUUCAUCUCCCAAAUUACGGUGACUUCCAAAUAUCUAAAAUUCUCUCAGCUCCCCUGCCGUCGACUUCUCACAAAGCCUCGAAUGCCAACCACAUGGACGUAGAAGCUGCUGUUCUUGCCGAGCCAGAUCCCUCCGAUGCCGACUCUUUGGUUUCCUCCAAUGAACCAGAUGAUAUGGCUAACGAACAGACAUGGCCGACUGAGGAAGAAAUGAACGGCACCGGCAACGGAACCGACGGCGCGGACGCGGACGUUCCUGACGCGGCAAACGGUGCAACCCCAAAACGCAUUAAACGCGUGCCCAAGGGCAUGAGUGAGUACCAGGCAGCAUGGAUCGUGGAAGAUGAGACUGAAGAUGAGGGUGGUGAGGGCGAGGGCGAGAAUGGAACUGAAACCGAGGCUGGUGAAAUGGAUGGUAUACGCGGUGGUGAAGAAGAGAUGCAGGAUCUCGUUGUAGAUGACGAUCAAGAUAUGGAAUCUAGCAGGGUUGUUCAUUUCGAGGAUCUUGACAACGAAGAAGAGGAGAAACAGCUUCAGACGUGGCGCACGCGUACUCGGACGCUCGAAGAACAAGAUGACCUCCAAUUUCCGGAUGAAGUUGAUACACCAAAAGAUACUCCCGCGCACUUACGUUUUCAACGAUACAGGGGCUUGCAGUCAUUCCGUACCAGUCCUUGGGAUCCAUACGAAAACUUACCUAGGGAUUAUGCACGCAUUUUCCAGUUCGAAGACUUCAAGCGCACAGAGAGGGGCGUUAGGAAGAGAGCCGAAAUGGAAGUAGGCGUCGUCGAGCCCGGAGUCAGAGUGACGAUCUAUAUUCGCGGAGUACCUCGAGCUGCCGCCGGCGUGUCUUUCCCUGUGCUCUUCUCGUUAAUGCAACACGAACACAAGAUGUCAACACUCAACUUCACUGUACAGAGGAAUACUGAGUACGACGGUUCCGUCCGGUCGAAGGAUCCCUUGAUUCUAUGUGUAGGACCUCGUCGAUUGCACAUCAACCCCAUCUACAGCCAGCAUACUCGUGGUGGCGGAAAGGGUGCUAACAACGUUCACAAGUUUGAACGUUUCCUCCGGCCUGGUAUCACGACUGUAGCGACCACAUACGGCCCAGUGGUGUUCGGAAAUCAGCCUUGCGUUCUCCUGCGGGAGUCCGAUGAUCCACAAGGUGCAUAUCUUUCGUCCCCCAAUCCUCUCCCCCCGUGUCUGCUGCCCCUUGGCGAACCUCCACAUCUCGUGGCCAUGGGGUCGUUCCUAAACCCUGAUACAACUCGUGUCAUCGCGAAGCGUAUCAUCCUGACCGGUCAUCCGUUCAAGGUGCACAAAAAGACGGCAACAGUACGGUAUAUGUUCUUCAAUCGAGACGACGUGCAUUACUACAAGCCCAUUCAAUUACACACGAAAUACGGACGAACGGGCCAUAUCCGCGAGUCCCUCGGAACACACGGCUACUUCAAGGCUCAUUUCGAUGGUCCUAUCAACCAGAUGGAUACAGUCUGCAUGUCGCUAUACAAACGCGUUUUUCCAAAGUGGAGCACCCUUUGGAAAGACGGAACUGAAGAAGUGGCUAACGCGCCUUCGGAUGCAAUGGAUCUAGAGUAA
Molecule: messenger RNA, 2472 nt
Organism: Pleurotus ostreatus (oyster mushroom)
Lineage: Eukaryota; Fungi; Basidiomycota; Agaricomycetes; Agaricales; Pleurotaceae
Exons: 10
Coding region: 1-2472 (823 amino acids)
Biological process (GO): maturation of SSU-rRNA from tricistronic rRNA transcript (SSU-rRNA, 5.8S rRNA, LSU-rRNA); endonucleolytic cleavage of tricistronic rRNA transcript (SSU-rRNA, 5.8S rRNA, LSU-rRNA); ribosome biogenesis
Cellular component (GO): preribosome, small subunit precursor; nucleus
Molecular function (GO): GTP binding; GTPase activity; U3 snoRNA binding
Source: RefSeq, a predicted model, not a curated record